CACUUGGUUAUAAACGCAGGCAAAGUACUUGGCAAUGGUACCGCCCAAAUCACCUGAUUGGAUAGGCAUACGUUUUCCUAAUCAAUGUGGAUAAUUGUCUACCGACUACAUUCAUAAGUAUGACCUCGACGUGAGUGGCGGUUGUUUGAAACAUUUCUGUUAGAUAUUUCCUACCAUGGCGUUUUCAUUGAGAGACGAACUUCGACCCCAUGACAAUUGGGCACCAGAAUCUGCGGCCUUGUCCACUUGCAGUAACGCGGACAUAUAUCGUAGAAUGAACACCAUGCUGGGCAACUCUCUGGAUUUUACUGGUGUGUGCACCACGUCCGGCACCAAGGGAAAGCUAGACAUGCUCCUGACCGACCUGCAGGAAUCGGAGCUGUCUGCAGUGGGAAGCAGGAUGCUCUUCCCCAGUAGCAGUGUCAGUGGCAGCGGAAGCUCUCUCCACGAGGGCGCCUCCAGAGGCCUGCCAGAUGUCAACGACCUGGGCCUGGGCCUCCAGUCCCUUAGCCUGUCCGGCUGGGAGCGCCCCUGGAGCAGCCAUGACACGGACACACACACCACCGCUGCUUCCCAGGCCCACACCAGCUCUACCUCCAUGCUGGACAUGCUGGGCAGUCCCCUGGGCCAGAUCCUGGGCAAGCCCCUUGGCUAUAACCCCCCCAGUGAGCCCAUGGGCACGGCAGCUGAAUUCCUGGAAAAGUUCCCCGGCAUGGCUCGCAUGACCAGCCGCCUGGACUCACGCUCCUUCCUAGACUCACGCUCCAGCAGCCCUGUAGACUCUGAAACCAGUGGCUUUAGCUCCGGCUCGGACCACCUCUCAGACCUGCUCUCCUCCCUGAGGAUCUCUCCCCCCCUACCUUUCCUCAUGUCCAACAUGCAGAAGGACUCUAUGAGGCUGAGCUCUCUGGGCUCCAGGCUGAACUACCAGGACCACGGCUCCCCUCUCACCCCACCGCCCAGCGCCACCAGCUCUGCCACGACCCUGUCCCGCCGCUGGCCAGGGGCCUCAAUAUGGCCCAGCCUGGACCUGCUGGAGACGCCCGAUGACCCCUUCAGCAUCGAGAGGGAGGCCCGUCUGCACAGGCAGGCAGCCGCUGUAAAUGAAGCCACCUUCACCUGGAGUGGACAACUUCCUCCCCGCAACAACAAGAACCCUCUGUACUCAUACAAGGUCUUCCUGGGAGGAGUACCCUGGGAUAUCACUGAAGCCGGUCUGAUCAACACAUUCAGUGGCUACGGCCCUCUGAGUGUGGAGUGGCCCGGUAAGGAUGGCAAGCAUCCUCGUUGCCCUCCCAAAGGUAAUAUGCCCAAAGGCUACGUCUACCUUGUGUUUGAGAACGAGAAGUCUGUUCGUGCGCUGCUCCAGGCCUGCACCCAGGACCUGCUCCACCCCGAGGAGAACGGAGAAUACUACUUCAAGAUGUCCAGCCGCAGGAUGCGCUGCAAGGAUGUGCAGGUGAUCCCCUGGGUGAUCUCUGACAGUAACUAUGUGCGCUGCCCCUCCCAGCGCCUGGACCCCAGCAAGACUGUCUUUGUGGGUGCUUUGCACGGCAUGCUCAACGCAGAGGCCCUGGCCAGCAUCAUGAAUGACCUGUUCGGCGGCGUGAUGUACGCUGGGAUUGACACCGACAAGCAUAAGUACCCGAUAGGUUCUGGGCGCGUCACCUUCAACAACCAACGCAGUUACCUGAAGGCUGUGUGUGCAGCGUUUGUAGAGAUCAAAACCCCCAAGUUUACAAAGAAGGUUCAGAUUGACCCCUACCUGGAGGACUCCAUGUGCCAAGUGUGCAGUCGCCAACCCGGGCCGUUCUUCUGCAGGGACCAGGCCUGCUUUAAGUACUACUGCCGCUCCUGCUGGCACUGGCAGCACUCCAUGGACCUUCUGAGCAACCACCGGCCCCUGAUGCGCAACCAGAAGAACAGGGAGUCCAGCUAGAGCAGAGGAGUCCAGCGAGGGGGCGGAGAACCCCACACCUCACGGGUGAGGACACACAGCGGGCGUCCGCAGAGCACGAGUGUCCAGCUGCCCCGACACCAGGGGCACCAUGGCACUCCCACCAGGAUUGGGGGAGAAACACUGUAGAGAAGUCUACUGCUGCACUUGCUACUUUUUGCUGUUUACUUGUUCACGUUGGCACUAUGCACAGUGACCUUGUUGGGAUAGUCAGGGGCCCCACACUUCCUUAUGCAGUUUCCCUGACUUGUGGCCAGACGAGUAUGAUUCAGGCCAGGGUUCAGAAGUAGAUGAAAACGCCUUGAUUUUUUUCUCUUAUCCUUAAGUUUUUUGAUUUUGUUUUACAUGCGUUGCAUAUUGAGAGCAUGCACGUCUCAUUGCCUUUCGUUGGUAGAUACCAUACAGUGCCUUCAAAUAGUUCCACCCCUUCCCCCCCACCCCCAGUUGGCUUACUGUUUUUCCUGUGCAAGCCAGCUGGUGUUUUUUACUUUGGAAGAUGAGUUGGGCUUCAUUUAACCAGUCGCAUUUCAGACAUUUUUACGCAGUUUUUUACUAAUUUGUACACAAACGGUUUUAAGUCAUGACAAGGAAAUUUGGAACCGAAUUCUACCUGGCGGCUUUUUAAUUUUUCCCCUCCCCUUGGUUUUUCCUCACCCCGAAGUAUUAGUCUGGGGCUGGUGGUAGAUUUGUUCUCCCUACGAUGUUCUACUGCAGGGGUAUGCAACCCUGUUCCUGGAGUGUCGCAAGGUCUGCAGGAUUUUGUUCCAACUAGGCACCACACCUGACCAAUUGAUCUGUUCAGUGAUUUCCUAAAUUCAACACCUGGUCUUCCAGGUUGGUUAAAAUGUAUAACAUGAAGUGCAUGUGGCACUCCAGGACCAGGGUUGCCUUCCCCCUGUUCUACUGAAUGGGCACAGAUUAAGGUGUUGAAGCAUUACUUUUCUUGUAUUGUUGGGCAAGUUCAUAAAGCCCAACGUUACUGGACACUGCUUCAACUGGGUUUCCAUGUUUUUCAAUCAAUUGGAUGGAUCUUUACUGAGACGAACGGACAUUGACGUUUUGAUUGUAAGUUACAUAGUUUUAUUGUUGCACUUUUUAAUUUGCACUUUAGGAGAGGGUGGCAGUGAUUUCUAAUCACUGUUUUAGUACAUCAACAAAGGGGCCCUGAGCUCAGAUAUGAAGCCCAGAUCUGAGCCCAGAUAUGAACCGCUGCUUGUUUCCUGUUGAAUGUAGAACUUCCACUUUGCUAAAACCGUACCAAGAGCUUGAGUAGACCUAACACAGCUUUCCCUGUGCUUUCUUACUCCAUCGCCUUCCGUGUUCCUGUUGAAUAUAUGCAGAUUAAGCUGUGUGCCAAAGACUAAGUGUCUUUCCCCCAUCAAGUUACUCAUGCUGAGCUUGUCUUAGCCCAGCUGCUUUUUAGAGUUUUGAAAGUCUACCUCACUGUGGUCUCUUUGCUGCUACUUACUGAUGUGGAUAAUGUUCAGAUUGGGCACAAUAAAGGUGUUUAAGCAUUA
Molecule: messenger RNA, 3474 nt
Organism: Salvelinus fontinalis (brook trout)
Lineage: Eukaryota; Metazoa; Chordata; Actinopteri; Salmoniformes; Salmonidae
Product: cytoplasmic polyadenylation element-binding protein 1-like
Exons: 12
Coding region: 176-1939 (587 amino acids)
Biological process (GO): negative regulation of cytoplasmic translation
Cellular component (GO): neuron projection; synapse; cytoplasm
Molecular function (GO): translation factor activity, RNA binding; ribosome binding; mRNA 3'-UTR binding
Source: RefSeq, a predicted model, not a curated record